AUGCAUACAAAUGACUCACUGUCUUUUGAAAUCUACAGAAAAAUAUCACCAGAACGUUGUAAGCACUUUUUAAAAUCUAUCUAUCUAUCUAUCUAUCUAUCUAUCUAUGUCUCGUUUCUUUCUUUCUUGGCGUCUAUCUAUUUAUCCCAUUUCUUUAUUUCUUCCUUUCUUUGUUUUUUUCUAUCUAUCUAUCUAUCUAUCUAUCUCGUUUAUUCUUUCUUUCUUUCUUUCUUUCUUUCUUUCUUUCUUUCUUUCUUUCUUUCUUUCUUUCUUUCUAUCUCCAUUCUUUCUUUCUAUCUCGUUUCUUUCUAUCUAUCUAUCUAUCUAUCUAUCUAUCUAUCUAUCUAUCUAUCUCGUUUCUUUCUUUCUAUCGUUUUUCUUCUUUCUUUCUUUCUUUCUUUCUUUCUUUAUUUCUUUCUUUAUUUCUUUCUAUCUAUCUAUCUAUCUCGUUUCUUUCUUUCUAUCGUUUUUCUUCUUUCUUUCUUUCUUUCUUUCUUUCUUUCUAUCUAUCUAUCUAUAUCUAUCUAUCUAUCUCGUUUUUCUUUCUUUCUAUCUCGUUUCUUUCUUUCUUUCUCGUUUCUUUCUUUCUAUCUCGUUUCGUUUUCUUUCUUUCUAUCUCGUUUCUUUCUUUCUUUCUAUCUCGUUUCUUUCUUUCUUUUUUCUUUCUAUCUCUAUCUUUCUUUCUUUCUUUCUAUCUCGUUUCUAUCUUUCUUUAUUUCGUUUCUAUCUUUCUUUCUAUCUCGUUUUUUCUUUCUUUCUAUCGUUUCUUUUUCUUUCUAUCUUUCUUUCUUUCUAUCUAUCUAUCUUUCUUUCUUUCUUUCUAUUCCUUUUUUUUUUUCUUUCUUUCUUUCUAUCUUUCUUUCUUUCUAUCUUUCUUUCUUUCUAUCUCGUUUCUUUCUAUCUAUCUAUCUAUCUAUCUCGUUUCUUUCUUUCUAUCUCGUUUCUUUCUUUCUAUCUCGUUUCUUUCUUUCUAUCUCGUUUCUUUCUUUCUUUCGUUUUCUUUCUUUCUAUCUCUUUUUUUUCUUUCUUUCUUUCUUUCUAUCUAUCUAUCUAUCUCAUUUCUUUCUUUCUAUCUCCUUUUUUUGUUUUUUCUAUCUAUCUAUCUAUCUAUCUCGUUUCUUUCUUUCUUUCUUUCUUUCUUUCUUUCUUUCUUUCUUUCUUUCUUUCUUUCUUUCUAUAUCUCGUUUCUUUCUUUCUUUUAUCUAUCCAUCUAUCUCGUUUCUUUCUUUCUUUCUAUCUCGUUUCUUUCUUUCUUUCUUUCUAUCUAUCCAUCUAUCUCGUUUCUUUCUUUCUUUCUAUCUCGUUUCUUUCUUUCUUUCUAUCUCGUUUCUUUCUUUCUUUCUAUCUCGUUUCUUUCUUUCUUUCUAUCUCGUUUCUUUCUUUCUUUCUAUCUCGUUUCUUUCUUUCUUUCUAUCUCGUUUCUUUCUUUCUUUCUAUCUUUCUAUCUUUCUUUCUAUCUUUCUUUCUUUCUUUCUUUCUUUCUAUCCAUCUCGUUUCUUUCUUUCUUUCUUUCUUUCUUUCUAUCUCGUUUCUUUCUUUCUUUCUUUCUUUCUUUCUAUCUCGUUUCUUUCUUUCUUUCUUUCUUUCUAUCCAUCUAUCUCGUUUCUUUCUUUCUAUCUCUUUUCUUUCUUUCUUUCUUUCUUUCUUUCUUUCUUUCUUUCUAUCUAUCUAUCUCUUUUCUUUCUUUCUUUCUUUUUCUUUCUUUCUUUCUUUCUAUCUAUCUAUCUAUCUCGUUCCUUUCUUUCUUUCUAUCUAUGUCGUUUCUUUCCUUCUGGCCAUCUAUCUAUCUAUCUAUCUAUCUAUCUAUCUAUCUCAUCCUAUUCUUAUCUCUAUAACAGACGAACUCCUUUUUCCUUAUCUAUGAAACGAAAUAUUUUUCUCGCUGUGUAUUUGUACACACAUGUAUCUAAUUGA
This is a messenger RNA of Acanthosepion pharaonis, 1914 nucleotides long. Lineage: Eukaryota; Metazoa; Mollusca; Cephalopoda; Sepiida; Sepiidae. The record is from the annotation of a GenBank genome assembly.